This is a messenger RNA of Xenopus tropicalis (tropical clawed frog), 3100 nucleotides long. RefSeq names its product growth factor receptor bound protein 2 (gene grb2). NCBI's taxonomy places the organism in Eukaryota, Metazoa, Chordata, Amphibia, Anura, Pipidae. Gene Ontology annotation, biological process: female meiotic nuclear division. The record is from RefSeq and is a predicted model, not a curated record. The transcript has 6 exons. Gene Ontology annotation, cellular component: nucleus; cytoplasm; endosome. The coding region runs from base 263 to 952 and encodes 229 amino acids.
CGUUCGCAGGGACUCACGCAGCCCCGGAAGUAUCGCGGGAGGAUCUGCCCCGGGGCGGAGCGGAAGCGGCCAGGGAGAGAGACAGGAGAAGCGGCUCCGCGGAAUUCGGCCGCGAGUGAGUCCUUCCUGCAGCACUAAGCAGAGGUGAGGCGACAGCGUGACGUGGUGGGUUGAUCCACGUGGCAGAGGAAAGGUGCGGGCAGCGGAGGGGGAACAGCCCUUUUUAUUGUGACGCCCCCUGGGGCAGGACUCUGCAGUCAGUAUGGAGGCAGUAGCCAAAUAUGACUUCAAAGCCACAGCUGAUGAUGAGCUGAGCUUUAAGCGAGGGGACAUACUGAAGGUCUUGAAUGAAGAAUGUGACCAAAACUGGUACAAAGCCGAACUCAAUGGCAAGGAUGGAUUUAUCCCCAAAAACUACAUUGAGAUGAAGCCACAUCCGUGGUUUUUCGGUAAAAUCCCCCGUGCCAAAGCAGAGGAGAUGCUUGGAAAGCAGAGACACGAUGGUGCCUUUCUGAUCCGAGAGAGUGAAAGUGCUCCUGGAGAUUUCUCCUUAUCAGUCAAAUUCGGCAAUGACGUGCAGCACUUCAAGGUCCUACGGGAUGGAGCCGGCAAGUAUUUCCUGUGGGUGGUAAAGUUCAACUCGCUGAAUGAGCUGGUGGACUACCACAGGUCCACAUCCGUGUCUAGGAACCAGCAGAUCUUCCUACGAGACAUCGAGCAGGUUCCACAGGUACACGGGGGAGACAGAGCCACGAAUUUGCUACAGCAACCGACCUAUGUGCAGGCGCUAUUUGACUUUGACCCACAAGAAGAUGGUGAACUUGGAUUCCGACGAGGAGACUUCAUCCAAGUUGUAGACAACUCCGACCCCAACUGGUGGAAGGGGACAUGCCUCGGCCAAACUGGCAUGUUCCCACGCAACUACGUGACACCCGUUAACCGUAACAUGUAACCAGAGUCGGCAAGGAACCAGUGGCCAAGGAGGAGCACAGGCAGACUGAUCUGGGAGGCAUUUCGGACUGACUGAGCGACCAAAGGGAGAGAAAAUCUUUACCCGGGGGAAGCCAAGACAGACUGACCAAGACAGACAGAUGACUGUCUAAAUGCAGCCCCGCACACCAGCAAGGACAGUUUGCCCCGGGAUUGUCAUAAAUACUCAAUAACAGGAUAGAAACAUGGAUAGAUCAUUAACUUGGGGGGGGUGGGUGGGGGGACAUAGACAUAUAUUGUAAGAAUGCUUAUGUUUUGACUGCCUCAAUCUGGUUGGCUGCUGCCCUUUGACUGACAGAUGACAGCAUUGCAGAAUAGCGCAGGGGGCGAGGGUGGGAAUGGUACGCAUUCAGUAUAGCUCAAACCCAACUCUAUAGACCGACAGACUCGACUGUAUCGCAGAUGUUAUUGCUUCCUGGGCCUGGAUCUGAGACGGCGAUCCCACAAGUCUGGCUGUGCUUUGUGCAGCCGCCACGCACGCUUUCCACAAGGUGAACCCCUUGGCCCAACGUUGAACUUUUUUUUGGGUGGGAGGGCGAAGGGUCCGACCGACUCUCGAGGGGAAGGGGAUGGGCGAUUGUUGAUGUUUGAUUAAGAAUGCCAAAACUUACCUUUAAAUUAAAACAAAAACAAGAGACUUUUUUUUUUAAUUAACAAACUCCCUUUACUGCUGCUGUUUCUUCCCCACGUCCCAUUCCUGUUUCACCCCCCCCAUCCUUAUCAUGCAUGUGUUAGCCAAGCACUAAGUACACACGCCUUGGAAAAUAAAAUGCGCAGAAGUGAGAGCUGCCAUAUCCACUCAUUUUCUCUCUAUGCAAGUCUGGUUCUGCUGGUUUGAUUGUAAGGGGCCACAAACUCUAUCCCCCCCGUUUUUCUGGAGUAGGGAGCCCCCCCAAAUAAACAAGGUUGGUGGGGGGUGGAGCGGUAGCUGGCACAUAUAUGCCUGUCUAGCCUGGUGUCUGUUCAGCUGACCGGCCUCAGGCAUCUUUACAUGAUAUUGACAUUUUGUAUCUCACUCCCACAGUACAGACAGCAGUUGGCCUAAUCUACUAUUCUAUGGUUCUGUCAUUUAACACAAGUACUGGCAGGAAAAUACGUUUGGGAUUGGGGCUGGGAGGGGGCCAGCAGGGAUCUGGCAGGGUAUUGGUUAUAACCUAGGGUUUUGAACGACAAGAGGCAAAGGACACUUUUAAUAUCACACAAUUAUUUCAAUUUCUGUGAGGUUGCUAGGGGAAUUCACCCUAACAACCUGGCAGUGGUUUGACUGACCGGGUAGGAAUGGCUUUAUGCUUGGCAGUAGCUUCAGAAGUGGUUCAGGGUAGAAUGAUGCAGAGAAUCGGCCUCUGCCCACUAUGUCUAGCUAUCGGAGCAGUGGUUCCUGGCACGUGGGCCGAUGUUCCAGCUUGCCCUGGUUGUUUAAAGGGAAUUAAAAAGUAUUAAAAAUAUAAAUGAUAAUAUGCCCUUUUAGCAAGCAAGCAAGUAUAAAGUAUAGCUUAUAUACAGCACAGAGUAUUUAUACUUAUGUAUUGGAGCUGCCAUACUACUUGCCUCUCCUGCUGUAUUCAUAACCACACAGCAUUGCUUAUAGAACAGAGGAAAGCAAUAUGGCAGCUCCCAUGUUAUACCGCAAUAUUAAGAAAGGAGUGUUUUGUUCACGAAGCAAGCCAUGCUCUGAGCAUCUAAGUGCAAUUAAAUGAGAAAGUCAUGCAAAUAGGGUCUGUUUCCCGUUAAGUAUUGAAUUUUUAGCCAUGUCCUCAAAACCCUACGGUGGUAACGUAAGUCCCUCACUGAGGACAGCUGGACUGCCUCUCUGGCCCCCUCCUCCUUGCCCCUCUGACUCUCGGUCCAUCUUAUCUGCUUCCUCCAGGUCAUCGUGUAUGGGGGGGCUUGGAAUGCACUGGGACCAUAUGAUUGUCUCUUCGGGGAUCUGUGUGUAUCCUGCAGCCUUGCAGAUUGGUAACUUGUGUGUGUAUAUGAAACCAAUCAAAUCAGUGUUUAAUUAAAGAACGGCUUCUGUAUUUAAUCCUCCAAUGCAGCAUUCAGUAGAUAGAUGUUAACUGUUAAUAAUAAUAAUAAUAAUAAUAAUAAAUCUGGUGUUUUGUUCACCUGA